CUAAGAUGUUUUGGUCUUGAAAGAAUAUAAUGAUAAUGUUUGCGUUCAUACACUCUUAAAAAUAAAGGUUCCAAAAUGGAGUUUUCACAGCAGUGCCAUAGAAGAACCAUUUUGGGUUCCACAGAACCAUGUUCUUAAAAGAACAUUUAAAAAUUGCAACAGUUGAAAGGUACUAUGAAUGGUAAAUGUUCUUCAUGGUUUAAAUAAACGAGCUUGAUUUUUAAGAGAGUAUUGAAAUGUCUGACUUUUGAUGGUCUUUGGUAUUGAGAAAUCUUGAAUCUAACAUGCUGAAACGAAGAAAGAGAAAUCUGAAUGUGAGUUCCAUUUAAACUACAAGAAACAUAGGCCUAAUAAAGAUAUCAAAUUUGUGAGAAGGCUGUAAAACAAACUCCACAUCUUAUUGUGGAGUCAUGAGGAAAGGCUAAGCACAGACUUUUGGAUAGGCACUGAAGAUUUGUGUUGUAUGUGUUCGUACACGCUUAUAAAGUCCAACCAACCAACGCGUGCGGUGUCUCUCAUUGCGCGCGUGGCGGGGCGGGAACCGAGAGAGCGCGAGAGAAGAGACAAGGGACAAGCCAACAGUCAGAAUAUUUAUAUCAGAAAAACAGAAGGUGAACCUGGUUAGCUGCCAUACAAUAUCAAACGCUCGGAUUUUUGUCCAUCCAUAACUUUUCGUUACAUUUCACAACGUCAAAUAAUCCACUUAACAGACAACGUCUUGACAACCCGACAGUCGUGCGGAUCGUGUCAAUAGGAAGCAGCGUUUGCCCCACUGUUGCCCAUCCACUUACAAGUACCCUUAAGGAGACGAGACGAGUUGCCAUGGAAACUGUUCUGGUCUUCCUUUUUUCCCUCCUAGUGGCGGGUGCAAAAGGGGAGAAUUUGAACCCAUUUAUAUACGACUAUGAGAGUUUGAGGAUCUGCGGUUUGGCGUUUGCUGUGGUGCUGUUCGCUCUUGGAAUGCUCCUUAUUCUCAGCCGCAGAUGCCGCUGCAGUAUCAACCAGAAGCCCAAGGCUCCAGGAGAUGAAGAAGCUCAAGCAGAGAACCUUGUGGUCUCCAAGGACAAGGAGACCCCUAAAGCAGAGAACUGAAACAUACCAGUGUUGUUGAACACAUAGCCGUGGCUGAACGACUUCACUGAUGCUGAGGAUGGUGAUAAUGAUGAAGCUGAUUCCAGACCAUGGCUAUGAGAGGAGAGAAAGGAGACAGAGAUUUGUGGGGGAGGAGACUAUAACUCGGAUUUUUAAUGGGCCAGUGUCUUGUACGUAGACCUCUAGUCCCGUCACGUGAACAGUAACUGUAUCCGUCUUUCCGUCCGUGCCCUUUUGCGACAGUCCGUCUUGAGUGAGUCGUUUUAGCAAAACUAGCCACUUUCUGCAGAUCAUUCUUAACGUUUCUGGCUCCUCCCCAACUGACCUUGUGUGUGUGGUUUAAAGGAACAGUUCACCCAAAAAUUCCAUUCCAAACUGUUAUUUUUUACAUCGAACACCAAAAGAAACAAAAGAUUCUCUAUGUAGCCCUUAUUAUAUAAUGACAAAAUCUAACAAAAGUACAAAACACACCAUAGUUUUAAUAUUUGGAUGAACUGUCUCUUUAAUAAUUUUGCUUUAACGUCUAACAGUGAAUAACUUUUACUGUUAUUGAUGGUGUGACCACAUGUUAUUGUCAUUUGUGUCCCACCUGCUGUUUUUUCUCUCGUAGAUUGUAUAGACUAUAUGCAGACAUAUUUAAAUACACUUAAGUAUUUGAUAUAAGUAUUGAUUCACAUGUGAUGCAGAAUAUAUAUUUGAAUAUACAGUGUAUGCAUGUGUGUGCGCCUUUGGAUAGACACUGUAGAGCUUGUAUGAAUGUGUGCGUGCGUGGGUGUGUGCCCACAUCCAGGGCACCUCCUCCCGACAAUCUUUCGAUCAUUCUACACAGAUCAAGCACAAAAACAAAAUAGUAACACCACUGUACCACAAGGGGCGUCAUACCGCUGUCCUCUGAUCAGCUUCAGCACUGCCGGGCUCACUGCCCUCAUUCGGACCCACAGUCUAAACGUCCGAGGCCGCAGGAGAAGUUCACUUCACCAUAUAGUGCCGCUAACCUGUGUCUUUUCCCUUUUCAUCACACGUCUUCUGUAGCUUAUGUGUUCACUUUCUUAAAGGGAUAGUGCAGCCAAAAUUAAAGUAAAUAUUUUGCCAUUGUCUACUCACUGUCAUGUCUUUAAACCUCUACAAACAAAUGAUUUUCUCUAUUAAGUAGAACACAAAAGGAGACAAGAAAGUAAAGCGAAAAUUUUAGUUUCAAUUUGAACGCUGGCAUAUGCAUGCACACAUAGCCCAUUCAUACAGUUUCAUCGUUGUGUAUGCGCUAUUUCUAUCCAGAAGUUGUGAGUGGCAAAAAUGUCUAUUGUUGUUUCUUUUUCGACUAAAUAAAUUCAUGCCGCAUGUGUGAGCUAGAAAAAAGCACCAUAUAACCAGUGUUGGGGAAAGUUACUUUUAAAAGUAAUGCAUUACAAUAUUGCAUUACUCCCUAAAAAAGUUACAGUUACUUUUUAUGGAAAGUAACUUACGUUACGUUAUUUUUGUGUUAUUUUUUC
Messenger RNA from Megalobrama amblycephala (Wuchang bream), 2582 nucleotides. RefSeq names its product FXYD domain containing ion transport regulator 6 (gene fxyd6). The record is from RefSeq and is a predicted model, not a curated record. Gene Ontology annotation, biological process: regulation of sodium ion transmembrane transporter activity. The coding region runs from base 823 to 1092 and encodes 89 amino acids. Gene Ontology annotation, cellular component: membrane. NCBI's taxonomy places the organism in Eukaryota, Metazoa, Chordata, Actinopteri, Cypriniformes, Xenocyprididae. The transcript has 8 exons. Gene Ontology annotation, molecular function: sodium channel regulator activity.